Molecule: messenger RNA, 2139 nt
Organism: Mandrillus leucophaeus (drill)
Lineage: Eukaryota; Metazoa; Chordata; Mammalia; Primates; Cercopithecidae
Gene: SLC25A26
Product: solute carrier family 25 (S-adenosylmethionine carrier), member 26
Exons: 9
Coding region: 461-1021 (186 amino acids)
Biological process (GO): transmembrane transport
Cellular component (GO): mitochondrial inner membrane
Molecular function (GO): S-adenosyl-L-methionine transmembrane transporter activity
Source: RefSeq, a predicted model, not a curated record
UUCAGAAUCACCCCGGCCUCAUUCUACGGCUGCUCUCUCCUGGAUCCCAGCCGAGGAUCUUUUGCUCGCGAGAGUUCCUCCGUCUAGCUGCACACAACGCUGCCGCAGGAAACAGAGGUGAGAGAAUUGCCGAGACUUAGCUCGACAACACUCCCCGAGGCCCCGCCCCUCCUCUCUGGCCCUCCUCUUGGCCCGGGUCUUGGGCGUUGCACGUGCAGUUGUUGUGGUUCUACGUCACGUGGUCCCGGAAGUGCACGAUAGGCCCGCCUCAAAGAUGGCGACGCCCACCGCGCGAGGACGUGAUCCGCCUUUGCUCCGGCUUGGAUUGUAGCCUUGACGAGGUCUGAGCGGCCAUGGACCGGCCGGGGUUCAUGGCAUCGCUGCUGCUGCUGCAUUUUUUAUCACCUAUGAAUAUGUGAAGUGGUUUUUGCAUACUGAUUCAUCUUCAUGUUUGACACCUAUGAAACAUAUGUUGGCUGCCUCUGCUGGAGAAGUGGUUGCCUGCCUGAUUCGAGUUCCAUCUGAAGUGGUUAAGCAGAGGGCACAGGUAUCUACUUCUACAAGAACAUUUCAGAUUUUUUCUAACAUCUUAUAUGAAGAGGGUAUCCAAGGGUUGUAUCGAGGCUAUAAAAGCACAGUUUUAAGAGAGAUUCCUUUUUCUCUGGUCCAGUUUCCCUUAUGGGAGUCCUUAAAAGCCCUCUGGUCCUGGAGGCAGGAUCAUGUGGUGGAUUCUUGGCAGUCAGCAGUCUGUGGAGCUUUUGCAGGUGGAUUUGCCGCUGCAGUCACCACACCUCUAGAUGUGGCAAAGACAAGAAUUAUGCUGGCAAAGGCUGGCUCCAGCACUGCUAAUGGGAACGUGCUCUCUGCCCUGCAUGGGGUCUGGCAGUCACAGGGGCUGGCAGGAUUAUUUGCAGGUGUCUUCCCUCGAAUGGCAGCCAUCAGUCUGGGAGGUUUCAUCUUUCUGGGGGCUUAUGACCACACGCACCGCUUGCUGUUGGAAGUUGGCAGAAAGAGUCCUUGAAGCAGAGACAGCUUCACCUCCACUUCUGUCAAGAGAGGGGCCUGCAGUGUAAACCCUCUUCCGCUGAGCAGCUAUCUGAACUAUAGGCCCCAGUGCUGAAGACCAGUUCUGCCAAGAUGCCGGCAUCGAGAUUGUGCCAUCCGUGGUGUAGGCUGGCUGGUAUGAAGUCAUUGGCCUGUAUGCCAGAGAGCUGAGAGAUGAAAACGGGGUGUGUGGCGGUACUCUGAACAAUUUCCUCAGAACCUCUUAAUAAAUAAGUUUGGUAUUGCUGAGGCCAGGCCUUUCAGAGCUUUCAUUUGAUCUGUAUCUGAUCUUUCAUUUCCUGCCACCUGAUGGUGGAUUCAGCAGAAGGCAAGAUGGUUAGAAUUUUAAAAGAAUAGCUUGUUUGGGAAAAGGAGACUUGGGGAAGAAGUUGUAUAUGUGGGUGUUUCUCCCCCUAGUUAAUUCUUGUUGUGUAAGGUUAGGCUUUGUUGAAAAAAGAAUGAACUACACAGGUGCAUAGCAAGCAUUCUUUCUGGGUAACUAGGCUGCUGGUUUUAAUUACCCUCAGAUUUCACCCAUAAAAACACACGAUGUAUUAUUUUACAGAGAUGUGUCCAGCGCCCCCUGUGGUGUGUGAGAGAGAGCAGCUGCAGCUCAAGUGACUAGGUGGGCCCAGCUGGCUUCGUGCAGGAGGACAGGGUGGGUGAGCCAUUCUUGCCAUUCUCCGUGUCAGGCUGAAAGGAGGGCCUGGGCCAGCUUUGAAAACAACAUUGCUAGAAGUAGGCAGGAUGAAAUGGAAAGGUCACCACACUUUGGGAUUUUAGAGCUUGACUAACAAGCUCCAGGCAUAGAAGAAUUCAGAACGAAAUCUCAGGAAUCUAGCUGUGUUGUCUGCCCCGGAGCAAACAGUAUAUGAUUUUGCUUUGCCUAUUUUUUUUUUUCCUUUUUUGGGGAAAGAUAAUUAAAGGCAGAAUGACUGCGUUUGUAAAAGAAGGACCACCAACUGUACUGACAUUUAUAAAUGAACCUUUAUUAAAGACACUUCAAUGCCAUCUGUUAGACACUUCAAUAUUUUACAUGGUUUUCAAUGUACACUGUACCAAAAUUUCUAUAAAUAAAUAACUUUGUACAUAAAA